CAAAACGAAAGGACCGCCCGCGCACCAACCCAUCGGAGACUACGAACCCCGUCGUUUUCGGCACUCUGUCGUCGCUUCUUCUUUCUCCUCUUCUGCACAAAACAAUGGGGUUCGUCUCCUUCCUCGGCCGCGUCCUCUUCGCCUCCAUCUUCAUCCUCUCUGCCUGGCAAGCGUUUAAUGAAUUUGGUGUUGAUGGUGGCCCUGCUGCAAAGGACUUGUCUCCCAAGUUUAAUGUGUUCAAGAAAAAUUUGUCUGCUAAGCUAGGGGUUGCAAUACCGGAGAUAGACGUAAGACAUUUAGCUGCUGGUGUGGUAGCAAUGAAGGGGCUUGGAGGACUUCUAUUCGUACUUAACAGUUCCUUUGGAGCUACUCUCCUGCUUCUACAAUUGGCGAUUACCUCUCCCCUUAUCUAUGAUUUCUACAACUACAGUCCUGAAAACGCCAAAUUUGGCAUACUCCUAAAUGAGUUCUUGCAGCACGCAGCGCUUUUUGGUGCGCUGCUUUUCUUCAUUGGCAUGAAGAACUCAAUUCCAAAGAGGCAAGUCAAAAAGAAGGCCGCCCCAAAAACCAAAACGGGUUAGAAGUAUAUCAAGGGGGUAAUAGAUCUUCAAGAAGCGUUUAAAGUUUAGGUUGUUGAAGUUGCUGCUGCUCCCCAUACUUAUGACGGGGAGGAUAAGUAUUCUUAUCAACACUCUUGUAAUUUUAUUCGAAUGUUCUUUGGUAGGAUUCAUUACUUUGGUAGGAUUCAUUACUUUGAUUAUUCCCUGUUGUGGGGUUCAGAAACACUGUUUACUUGAAGUUCUGAAUUGGUUGUGGCCUGUGGUUUUCCUUUGCUCACAAGUCAUACAAUCUGCGCUU
This is a messenger RNA of Malus domestica (apple), 858 nucleotides long. RefSeq lists its product as uncharacterized. NCBI's taxonomy places the organism in Eukaryota, Viridiplantae, Streptophyta, Magnoliopsida, Rosales, Rosaceae. The record is from RefSeq and is a predicted model, not a curated record.